AUGCCCUCAACCGACAGCUUGCAACCACCUCUCACGCCGCCCGAGCGAUCCAUCGUCAAGUCCUACGGCGGCUGGACGAACUUCCUCCUCAACUAUGGACUGAAGCCGGGGAAUGACGAGGAUGCGGAGGAGGGAUUGUUGAUUCUGAAGGGGUUGGCGGAACAUAGUGGUUAG
Aspergillus bombycis is the source of this 174-nucleotide messenger RNA. RefSeq lists its product as uncharacterized. The coding region runs from base 1 to 174 and encodes 57 amino acids. The transcript is spliced from 2 exons. The record is from RefSeq and is a predicted model, not a curated record. NCBI's taxonomy places the organism in Eukaryota, Fungi, Ascomycota, Eurotiomycetes, Eurotiales, Aspergillaceae.